Cetraspora pellucida is the source of this 724-nucleotide messenger RNA. The record is from the annotation of a GenBank genome assembly. NCBI's taxonomy places the organism in Eukaryota, Fungi, Glomeromycota, Glomeromycetes, Diversisporales, Gigasporaceae.
AUCAAAUUUAUCUAAAGAGCCUACCGCUAAGUCAGCAGGCAUUAGUUCAACUGGAAAAGCCAUUAAUUCUGUUGAAACAAUGAAGGUGGAUCGAUUUAAACACAAACAACGACGAACUAGAAGUGGAAGGAAGGUUGCAGAUUAUCAUGAACCGACUUCUUCAUCAGAGGAAGAUGAAUACUUUUUAAGUAAUAACAAAGAUGUUAAUGACCGUACGCGAGGGAAGAAAGUGUCGAAAUGUGACCAGCGAUCAAGAAUUCCAAGUACUCAAAGUACUUCUGAAUAUAUCAACGAACAAUUCCACGUACCAGAAAAUAUGUCUUCUUCAGAUGGUGAACAAGAGAGUUUACAAGAACAUAAUCUUGGGUUUCCUAUAUUUACUAAAGAAUUUCUAGCUUAUGAUAACGAACAACGUCGCCAACAAGAAAAACUUGAACAAAAAAAGAAAUCCACAGAUAUAUUUAUCGAAUCUCUUCGUAUAAAAGUGCAUGCCCUGAGAGCAGAUGAUGAUAGAAUCCUUCGGGAGAACCAAGAACUUGAAGAAUUAAAUACUCAAAAACUUGAAUCCUUUGAAAAAAUUAAGAUGUCAUUGAUUCAAUUAGAAAGAGAAAUCGGCCCGACUGUAAGAUCUUCUGGAGUGAAAUUGGACGACGCUGAAAAUAUGAUUGCUUAUAUUAACGAUUUUCGAAAAAGAGUUGUUGGUGGAUGUCUCUUACAACCUUAG